AUGGUGGCCAUUCAGGACAACCAAGUGGUAUUCAAAAAGCAGUGGAAAUGGUCCACUCAAGAGCGAGCCUUGCACAUUAACGUGAAGGAACUCACUACUGCCUACAAUGCUCUCUCUACUCUUGUCUCCUUCGAGCUCGAUACCAAUAAGAAGUUCUCGAAGAUCAUCCUCUACGGCGACAAUCGUACAGCUAAUGCUGCCCUAGCUUCUGGUAAGGUCUCUACUUCUGGUAAGCAAUCUACUCUACUUCAACGAACUAUCGACCUUAUUCAUUACCUUAUGGGAAGACGCCAGUUUGAAAUUCACUAUGUGGCCUCUGCCGAGAAUCCUGCUGAUGCCGGCACAAGGUGUGACCUCUACAGCGAUUUGGUUGAAUAUCGUGAUUCUAUCGACGGCGUGAGUCUUGAAGCUCUGUCUGACGAUGAUACCUCAGAUAUGAACACUGUUCAUGUUGCUAGAAUUAUACGUAAGCGUGGUGACGAGGACGAAGACACCAACGAGAUCG
Perkinsus marinus ATCC 50983 is the source of this 505-nucleotide messenger RNA. RefSeq lists its product as hypothetical. The record is from RefSeq and is a predicted model, not a curated record. The annotation marks the transcript as partial. NCBI's taxonomy places the organism in Eukaryota, Perkinsozoa, Perkinsida, Perkinsidae. The transcript has a single exon.